This is a messenger RNA of Medioppia subpectinata, 630 nucleotides long. The record is from the annotation of a GenBank genome assembly. NCBI's taxonomy places the organism in Eukaryota, Metazoa, Arthropoda, Arachnida, Sarcoptiformes, Oppiidae.
AUGAUUAGAAUAAUAGGUGUAAUCCCGACGGCAACGGGUAUAUUCCUGGGCGGAGUAUUUAUCCGUAAAUGUCUUCCCGGACCCCGACUUCUCACUUCUCUCAUAACAAUUGUUGAGUUGUUUGCAGUAAUGGGUAUGUUAUCCGCCCUUUUCCUCGGAUGUCCUGAAUCUCAAUUUGAUGGCACUUCAGGGGACACACAUUUUGAGAUGCAGUCGAUGUGUAACGACAACUGUUUUUGUUCGGAAACCAAAUUCCAGCCGAUUUGUGGAAUAAGUAACAUAAUCGGAAAUCUGGCCAAAACUGGCAAUAAUAUCGUUUCAUUAAGAAUCGUAGACGAAGAAGACAAAACAUUCAUACCAUAUCCUCUGAUAUACGGAGCAGUGAUCGACGCCUCGUGUCUAAUAUGGGAGUCGAAGUGUGGCCACAGAGGGAACUGUUGGGUAUACGACACAAACAAAUUCAGGCGUAAUCUUCACGGACUAACUCUCGGACUCUAUUUUACGGGAAGUCUCUUCGAUAUAAUCGUUAUAUUUCUGUCGAAGAGAAUCAAAAAUUUAUACAACGAUGAGAUCGACGAACAAGAAAUGCAAAGUCCUGUCAAUCAAAAACUCAGCGCAAAUUUAAUUUAA